AUGUCUGAUAACAACCAUAACAACAAUAAUAAUAAUAACGAUAGUAAGGAAAAUAAAAAUUUAGAGAUUACUGAAAGAAACACUACCGAUUCCUUAUGCCCAUUAUGUUGGAUUUUCAUACAGGAGAUAAAAAAGUGUAGCGAGCUGACUGAUGAGACAUCGUCACUCAACAAUUAUCUAAAUCCUCAUCAUGCCCAGCAUCAUCGUUUACUCCUGAAACACACAACACAAAGCAGUCAAAACAAAAUUCAUAUUUCCACAUCCAAGCUGAAGCGUAAAAAACGUAAACCCCUGCCAAGAAAUGAUCAUAUUUCUGUUAUCAUCUUGGAUGAAUUAAAACGUUUCUGUGAAAAUACAACAAUUCGUGGCCUACCAAGAAUAGUUCGUUCACAUAAUCGUCAUUUACGCUUACUAUGGUUAAGCUUAGUGUGCAUACUUGUCUUAGGAUGUUUUGCUUGUAUGUUUUUCUUAGCACGACAAUACUUAGAAUAUAAUGUCAUACAUCCACCACGUGUUCUUCGGCAUGCAUCGAGUCCAUUUCCAUCUGUAACUGUUUGCAAUUUUCGACCUAUUUCCCCGGAAGGAUUAAAGUACUUGCAAAGUAAAGGUUGGAAAACACCGAGAGAAUUUCUGCUGGAUAUAGCUGCAUAUGCAGAACAUUUAUAUUAUUAUAAACAGAAACAAGCAGAAUAUAAUGCAGCGAGUGCAGCUUUUUCAUUAGCAGGCUUCUUAGAAAGUCUUCCAAAUAAUGAAGAACGUAGGAAACUAGGCUAUCAGCAUAAUAAAUUAAUAAUUAAAUGCCAA
Messenger RNA from Trichobilharzia szidati, 804 nucleotides. NCBI's taxonomy places the organism in Eukaryota, Metazoa, Platyhelminthes, Trematoda, Strigeidida, Schistosomatidae. The record is from the annotation of a GenBank genome assembly.